CAUGAUGGCGUCUUCCACGGAUCAGAAUCUGCUGGAUCUCACGGAUAAAGACACCCGGGAGAAACUCUCUUUCUGGGACCGACGAGUGGACCCCAUGGCGCCGUUAACAGACAGACAGACGGACUCGAUACUGGAGCUCCGCGCAGCCGCAGAAGAGACCCUCCUGCCCGCUGAGCUGCCAAUCGAGGACAUCUGCAGUCUGUCGUCUCGCUCGCUGCGCUCGUCUUUCACUGCUGCUCUGCCCGAGUCCACUGAAGAAGUGCUGCUGCAGGGCUUUCAGAUGCUGGAGCUCCACAACCACCGGAUCGAGACGGCACAGCAGUUCUUUUCCUGGUUCUCAAAGCUGCAGGUUCAGAUGGAUCAGGAUGAAGCCUCCAAGUACAGGAAGACUCAAGAUGUUCUGAACGGCUAUCAGGAGCAGUGCGACGCCAUACUGAACGAUGUGAACACUGCUCUGGAUCAUCUGGACUCUCUGCAGAAGCAGUAUCUGUUUGUGUCCACAAAAACAGGAACACUGCAUGAGGCCUGUGAACAACUGCUGAAGGAGCAGUCAGAGUUGGUGGAUCUGGCCGAGAGCAUCCAAGAGAAGCUGUCAUAUUUUAAUGAGCUGGAAAACAUCAACACGAAACUGAACUCUCCAACAUUAUCCGUGAACAGUGAAGGAUUCGUCCCCAUGCUCUCCAAAUUAGACGAAUGCAUAGAAUAUGUUUCAUCACAUCCCAAUUUUAAAGACUAUCCAGUCUAUCUGACCAAGUUCAAGCAGUGUCUGUCCAAAGCCAUGCAACUCAUCAAGAGCCACACUGUCAACACACUGCAGAACCUGACGGGUCAGCUCAGCAAACGGGAUCCGCUGGGCGCUCCCAAUGCAGACAAUGCCUUCACACUGUACUACGUCAAAUUCAGAGCAGCUGCACCAAAAGUUCGAAGGCUAAUUGAGCAAGUUGAGCAGCGGUCUGAAAAAAUCCCAGAGUAUCAUCAGCUGCUGGAGGAGAUUCAUCAGUGUUAUCUGGACCAGAGAGAAGUUCUGCUCAGCCCCAGUAUAAACUCCACCAUCACAGACCUCACCAGCCAGAACAACAAAGACCACUGCGCUCUGGUGCGCAGUGGCUGUGCAUUUAUGGUUCACGUCUGUCAAGAUGAGCAUCAGCUUUACAAUGAGUUCUUCUCCAAACCUACAUCCAAACUGGAUGAGCUCCUGGAGAAGCUUUGUCUGUCUCUGUAUGAUGUUUUGCGGCCGCUGAUCAUCCAUGUAGUUCAUCUGGAGACGCUUUCUGAGCUCUGCGGCAUCUUGAAGAACGAAAUGCUUGAAGAUCACGUCCAAAACAAUGUGGUUCAGCUGGCUGCGUUUGAUGCUGUGGUAAAGCAGAUGCUGGAGGACGUUCAGGAGCGAUUGGUCUACAGGACGCACAUCUACAUCCAGACCGACAUCAUCGGCUACAAACCGGCUCCAGGAGACCUGGCCUACCCUGACAAGCUGGAGAUGAUGGAGAAAAUCGCUCAGAGUCUGAAAGAGGAGCAGAUGAAGCUGAACUCCAGCAACUCCUUCUCUGAUGUUCAGCUGGAGGAGUCUGAGAACAAGAAGCUCAUCAGCUCGGACACGCGGCUGCAGAGCUCUGUUUCUCCAGCAGAUCUUCAUGGCAUGUGGUAUCCUACUGUCAGACGGACGCUCGUGUGCCUCUCCAAACUCUACCGCUGCAUAGACAGGACAGUGUUUCAGGGUCUCUCUCAGGAAGCUCUGUCUGCCUGCAUACAGUCUCUGCUCCACGCUUCAGACAUCAUUCAGAAGAACAAGACUCAGAUCGACGGGCAGCUCUUCCUCAUCAAACAUCUGCUGAUCAUGAGGGAACAGAUCGCUCCCUUUCACGCAGACUUCGCCAUUAAAGAGAUUUCACUGGAUCUCAAGAAGACCAGAGAUGCUGCUUUUAAGAUUCUCAAUCCUAAAGCUGUGCCAAAUUUCUUCCGUCUGAACAGCCAUAACGCCAUCCUGGAGUUCCUGCUGGAGGGCACGCCGGAGAUUAAAGAGCACUACAUCGACUCUAAGAAGGACGUGGACCGACACCUGAAGCUGAGCUGUGAGAGCUUCAUCCAGCAGCAGACACUCAUGUUUGUGGGAAACCUGGACCAGUUCCUCAGCAGGGUUGGAGCUCUGAAAACGAUGGCGGUUCAAGGAGGACCAACAUACAACCUUUCCCAGCAGCCCUGGGCUCAGCCUGCCAAGAUUAAUGACGUGGUGAUGUCCACAUAUCGAGUCCUGAAGAACAAGCUUCCCAGUACAUUACAGAGCAUGACUUUAUAUCUGGCCAAUAAAGACACAGAGUUCAUCCUGUUCAAGCCGGUCCGGAACAACAUCCAGCAGGCAUUUCAGAAGCUGCAUGCAUUACUGCAGGAGGAGUACAGUGGAGAAGACCUGCAGAUCAUCGCAUGUCCAUCCAUGGAGCAGAUAAAUCUGCUGCUGUCUGUGAAAUAACACUUAGCUCUGGACUGGAUUCAUCUGAAGUCCACGCCAGCUUCGAGAAAGACUGGAAAAAGCUCCUGAGACUGGUUUAAAGUUCACCAAAGAGCUGUUCAGAGUCCUCAGAAAUCAGGUGCAGGGUUUGCCAUUGACUAUAAAUCACUUUGUACAGAUUUAAAUUAAUAUAAAGACCGAAAUGAAGCAUCUGUAAUAUCCAAACACACUGAUGUGGGUCUGAACAUCCUCCAGCAGGGGGCGCUGUGUGUCUUACGCCCACAAGUCAGCUUUAUUAGGAGGAAAUUAGACUGUAGACCUGAAACCAGAGGAAAUACCUGUGAGGAUGAAGGAAAUGAGAUGUGAAUGACCUGUUUUUAUUAGGUUUUGCAUUAGGAAAUGCAUAUUCUGUUGUUAUUUACUCACCGUGUGUCAUUUAAAGGAGCUGUUCACACAAAAAUAGUCAUUGUGUUCAGGCGUGUAUGCUUUAAGAGGAUAUUAUGGUUUGGUUUCCAUUGACUUGCAUUGUAAUCAACAUUCUGCAAAACAUCUUUUUUUUGGGAGAAGCUUGAGAGUGCGUAAAUAAUGAUGAGAGAUCACCUUUAAGUGGAUUAUCUGUUUAAAACCUAAAGUAAAACACUUUUCCAUGCAUCUAUUUCCCCCAAAGUGCUGUAAAGCAUUAUAACUGCUAUUAUUUACUCACGCUCGUGUCAUUUAAAGGGGCCGUUCACACACAAAUUGUAUGUUUUUUUCAAGCCUGUAUGCUUUUAGAGCAUAUUAUGCUUUGAUUUCCAUCGACUUCCAUUGUGAUCAACAUUCUGCAGAACAUCUUCUUUUUUGGAGAGGCGUAAGAGUGCAUAAAUAAUGAUGAGAGAUCAUUUUUGGGUGGAUUAUCUGUUUAAAAUCUGAAGAAAAGCACGUUGAUAUUGCAUCUCUUUCUCCAGAAUUGCCGUAAAGCAUUAUACCUGAAUUAAUCAACAUGACUUGCUCGUUACAUGACUCUCUUUAAUGUUGUAAGAUGUUUCUGAAGAUGUUUUGAUGAGGGUGAGUAUUUGGUAACAUUAUUUUCAUUCAUUUCUGCACUUUCAUCUCAGCUGCAUCUUGGGAGUUUUGGCUUUCUGGGAGAAAUCUUUUCUGAGCUUUUUAUACACACUAUAACGUAUAUCGCGUCAUGUUUGACACAGGUGACCCUGUUUCUGUGUUGUACAGUUGUGCUGAAUUCAUGUAAAUACUUACUAAAGCUCUAAGGUUUAUUACACAA
This is a messenger RNA of Danio rerio (zebrafish), 3707 nucleotides long. RefSeq names its product component of oligomeric golgi complex 3 (gene cog3). Gene Ontology annotation, biological process: intracellular protein transport. The record is from RefSeq and is marked validated. Lineage: Eukaryota; Metazoa; Chordata; Actinopteri; Cypriniformes; Danionidae. Gene Ontology annotation, cellular component: cis-Golgi network; Golgi membrane; membrane.